AUGGAAUCAGAAGAAGCAACAGCACCAGCAGCUCCGUCAGGUCAUCUGUUCCUGGCAGAACCUUCGACUUCCCAGUCAGAUUUUGACCUACCUUUCUUCAUCAGCAACUACAGCGCUGCCGAUUUGGAUCGGCCCUCAUGCCUCUUCAUAGAUCGAACAAGACGUCAAAGCCCUAGCCAAAGCAUCGCUCCACACGCCGACUGCCUUCCACUCUUUUACACCUUUUACCUCUCUCCUUCAGCAUCAAGAUCGAGCGUCGCUUCCAGUCUGUGGCCGUCCAGCCUUAGCAGGAGUGGGAGCGUAGAAACGCAGCUCGCAAUGCGCGCAUCGACUUUGGAUGUGCCGGCGGAACAGUUCCUAGCUCCCCCCGCAACCGACUAUUUCGCAACAUCAGCGAAUGCUCCAUCAGAAGUUACUUCAAGCACGACUCCUCAGCUGCGCCCGUAUACAGCUGGUAGUGGGAGAAGCGGACGAACGCUUAGUCCCUUGAUAUUUACGCGUUGGUCGAGGCGGCAUCCUCAGGAACAUGGUCAAGAACCACCGAGGCUGAAGGGGUCUGGUCGUGGUGUAGCUGGGAGCAAAGCUGGGAGCAAGAGCAACGCGAAGCGGACUGGUCGUUCAAGGUCCAGCAGCAUUCAGAAACGGCAGCCUCAAGCUGGAGCAGUUCCGCAAAUGACGCGGGAAGAGUUCGAAGCUUUGCCAUUGGCGAUACAGCGGAAGUACUUCUCGACUCUCGAACGACUGCGUUUUGCCCAAGAGUCUGGCCUCGUCGACGGUAUCUCGCGGCAUUACGACGACAUAUCCAACUCCAGGCGCCGAAAACCGCAGCCGGGGCCCAGGGGCUCUGAACAUCCCUGUUGUCAGACUCACCGUGGAUCGGCCCUUGAGUCUUGCUUUUCCACUUCCGACUCGUCUCCCUUGUGCCUCGGCUUGUCAAAUACGGCAGAAACCGCAGAGCUCAGCCGUGAGAAACAGGUAUCUCUUGCAAGAAGACUACGUGCGAGCGUCAUUCUCGACGCGGCCGAUGAGGCGGUAUAUAAGCUUCGCCAGCAAGCUAACAGGAGAGACGCCUCUACCGCCCUUGACACUCUGACGCCUCCCCUCUCACCCCGACGGAAUAGCAUGGAUUCGCUCGAAGGUAUUAGGAGGCAAAUCAAUCAACCCCUCGGUGGACCUGGACGCGUACAAAUUCCCCAAUCGUUCUACGACAGUUUUCGUUGGCUGGAUGAGGAGGAGGACCUAGACUUGCGGCUCUUCUUGGACGACUACCACGCGAACUUGCGAGAAGAUGUUCCCACGGCGAAGCAGCAACGUCCUUCAUUUCGGCGUCAUCUGUCAAUAUCAAAGCUUCCCUUUGGGCGAGCUUCAGUUUCACUGAGCAGGCCGGGCACCAAGGAUGCCACGAGCCCGACCUCGCCGAUCCACAGCCCGUCAGGCAGCAUCUCGAAUUCGGUGGGCCAUAGCAGGCGCAAAUCCCGAGCACUGUCCCUUGUCACGCCAAGGCACGCUCCUCAACCGUCCAUCACUGCUUUCGAUCCCGCGGCGGCGCACUAUCAGGAUCCAGAGGCGCGACUGAAGCUGCGGGUCUACCUCGCCUCGCCGCAAAAGUUUGACGAGGCGGUCGAGUUCGGAUUCCCGUUAGCAGACGUGGUCUCGCCUAUCUCCCCUCCUGGCGUGGACAGUCUGGGGUGCUUUCGCCGACAAUCCAACCAAAAGCUGGCGGACGGUUCGUCGAAUAUGCGUACGUUCCUGGCAGACGAAGAUGACGAGGACAACGAGAAGCUGUCGUUGAACAGCGACCAGGCCUCUCUGGCGGAUCCGGACUCCCCAAAGACACCAGAACCAUUCGAGAGCAAGGUUGGCGGUCCUCGACAUGCACGCCUUGCCUCUGCAGAACCCUUCUUUGACCGGGAUUUUGGGGGCAAGGGUACGGAAGGGCCCGGUUACGUUCAGGCGCCUGCAACGUCGCGCGAGAUGACACUGCGCAUGACUUUGACGAGACCGGACCUCCGUGCGCAUGAGGAGGAGAUUUACGGCUGGCAACAAAAGCACGUUUACCAGCAUCAUAGCCGACGCCCCUCGGUCCUCGCUCCGCUGUCGCCGGAGGCUAGCGGUGCAUAUCUAGCCGAUGGGCCUCACAAGGAGAGCAUGGAGAAGUUUCCUGCUAUGGACCACUGGAAUGCUUCCACGACGGAUAAAGGAGUCAUGAAGCGGAUCUGGAAGCGUGUACGGCGGGGAUAA
Messenger RNA from Canariomyces notabilis, 2241 nucleotides. RefSeq lists its product as uncharacterized. Bases 1 to 2241 code for a protein of 746 amino acids. NCBI's taxonomy places the organism in Eukaryota, Fungi, Ascomycota, Sordariomycetes, Sordariales, Chaetomiaceae. The transcript is spliced from 2 exons. The record is from RefSeq and is a predicted model, not a curated record.